Messenger RNA from Entrophospora candida, 465 nucleotides. NCBI's taxonomy places the organism in Eukaryota, Fungi, Glomeromycota, Glomeromycetes, Entrophosporales, Entrophosporaceae. The record is from the annotation of a GenBank genome assembly.
AUGAAAGGAACAUUCUACACCAUAACAUACCUUCAACGCUUAAGUAUUGAAUACUUUGAAUUGAUAUUGGAAUUUGCUACUUGGGCAUUAGAAAAUGAUCCUGAUAAUGGAAUGGAUAUUUUUAUUGAUGAUUUUCCUGAUGUUCAAAAUUUUACCAAAAAAUCAAUUUUGGAGUUGAGACAAAUAUGCCAAGAAUGUAAAAGUGAUAAUAGCAAUCAAGCAGUGACUGAUGAUGGUAGAAAAAAUGUUUUUAUGUCAUUGUUAAGAAUAUAUUUAUAUCCGAGUAACGGAGAACAAGUUAUAAUAGAAUCAGCUUUAAGGUUACUGUCACAUGUGGAUGCAACUGAGGCAUUGAAUAUGCUUCCAGCUGCAACAAAAGUUUCUGAAUUAUAUUCAUUUUUGAGAAAUACAUUAGAGAAAGUAAUCAAAAUAGGAAUAUGGAUGCCAUUGUUGAAAAUUUGCUAA